AUGGAGACGGUUCAUCAUGGCUGUGGCUUGGCCUUCACUCCAAGCUCCUCGGGGAUUUCCUCGGGCACUGCAGCCGUCGCCUCAACCGGCGCAGCUGGGGCGCUGCCUUGUGCCGGCGGUGCCACUGCUGGUGGCGCGGCCAGCGGUGGGCAGAGCCACUACGCCCGCGAGUGGCUCUACCGCCUGGUCAUGUUCCCGCUCUACUUCACGCCCUGCCCCGGCUGUUGCGUCACGAACCGGACGCCCAAGCGCGAGCAGCUGCUGACGCUGUUUGACACGCAGUGCCCCAUGCGGGUUCUCUGCAGCCACUGCCCAGAGCACAAGGACCGCCUCCCCUGGCUCCUGCAGGUCCGGCGCAGCGCGUUCAAGGAUGUGGUCAAGGCCACCGACAUCCUCCGCUUUGGCUGCGACACCAGCGGCAUCCAGCAGUACACCCUCAACGGCUCCAAGGUGCUGUACCUCAACCGCGAGGCCGCGCCCGACCGCAAGGCCGCGCCGACCGCCGCCGCGCCCGCGACGACCCGUCUGUGA
This is a messenger RNA of Monoraphidium neglectum, 531 nucleotides long. RefSeq lists its product as hypothetical. Lineage: Eukaryota; Viridiplantae; Chlorophyta; Chlorophyceae; Sphaeropleales; Selenastraceae. The transcript has 4 exons. The record is from RefSeq and is a predicted model, not a curated record. Bases 1 to 531 code for a protein of 176 amino acids.